Oryzias latipes (Japanese medaka) is the source of this 4031-nucleotide messenger RNA. It is a transcript of the gene vps9d1, whose product is annotated as VPS9 domain containing 1. Gene Ontology annotation, cellular component: endocytic vesicle; cytosol. Gene Ontology annotation, molecular function: small GTPase binding; guanyl-nucleotide exchange factor activity. Gene Ontology annotation, biological process: vesicle-mediated transport. Lineage: Eukaryota; Metazoa; Chordata; Actinopteri; Beloniformes; Adrianichthyidae. The record is from RefSeq and is a predicted model, not a curated record.
GCUCUGUACAGGAUAGAAAGGGAGAAGAAGAGCGCGACCAUGUCUACAGCUGACAGCGGAACAGUGAAACCCCUUCAGAACGCCAUGAAAAUGGCUAAAGUUGCCAUUCAGCUGGAAGGAGAAAACAAACACAAGGAUGCUUACUGUGAAUACUUGCAAACCAUUAGCUACAUAUCACACUCACUUUUGGAGGACGCUGCUUCUUCAAAAGAAAAAGAGAUGGUCGCUGUUGAAAUCGAGCGGAUGUUGAGGCUCGCUGAGCAAUGUCUGGAUCGUGCCAAGUCUUUUAUAGAGAAGAGCUCAGAGCCUCUUGACCCAACGACCUCCACUUCUGCUUCUCCUGACCCGUCAGUGCAGCACCAAACCACUGUCUGUGCUCCUGCUGCGGGUUCUGCUGAUGGUUUUGUUGAUGCUCGAAAUAAAGGCACAAGUCCAACGAAGCCUGGCCACCGAAGGGUUUUGUCAGAUGGCGCCAGGGAGCUCUCCCCUUUUCUACCUCCUGAAGUCUUCCAACGAUUGCAAACAGUGGCAUCACCGGACGCAUGUAGAAAAGAACUGACGCCAAUCGAAGAAGCUUCACGCCUGAACCAAAAGCUGAAAGCCAAUUAUGAAGCGCGUUUGGCGAGACUCCGACCUGGGCAGGCGUACCAGAAGACGUCCUUGACGCUCUCACUCCAGAGGCAGAUGAUGGAGAACCUCAUCAUAGCCAAAGCCAGACAGGAUGCUCUUCAACGAAAGAUGGAAGAAAGACGGCUAAGGCUACAGGAAGAAGCCAACAGAAGAUUUGCAGCAUCUGGUGCAAUGACGGCAGAGGAGCAGGAGCAGCGUCUUCUCUACACCAACGUGUUGGAGUAUGAACAAGACCAUGAUUGGCCCAAACAGUGGAAAGCCAAACUGAAGCAGAAUCCUGACGAGUCACUGGUGUCGGAUUUGGUCUCUUAUUUACUCAGCCGAUCCGAUCACCCAGUUGUGAAGAUGCUGCGAAAACACCAGUACAGAAUUUACAACAGGCUCUACCCCCUCGUCAUCAAAGGCGCUCCUCAGAGUCCUGCCCUGCCCCUGAGACCGUCACGUAGCGUCCACAGUCUGCUGCACACAGAGAGUAACUGGAACCCGGGCAGGACUGCAGGUAGGGGUGUCGGGGGUCAGAGUUUCAGCAUCGACUCGUCCGCUUCCUCCACGCACUCGCACGACCUCAUCAACAAUUACAGCGAAGACUCUGAAGGAGAGGAGCUCCACACUCAGGUGACCGUGUACCGGGAGAACUCCUUUGAAGACUUGGAGCAGUUCCUGUUCCAGCUGGACUGGGUUCCACCUGUCGGGGCCACUGAAGAACCUGCCUCAGAUUCUGAGUUAUCCCGGGAUCGCUCAAUCCAGCCAGAGCAGGACGAGGGCUACAUCCAGGGGCUGGAGAUGAGAGCACUUAAGGAACACUUGAAGGAUAUUGUCAAAGACAUCCAUAUAGCCAUUGAUCAGCUGUUGUCGCUGUGUUUGCUGUCCUUUGAGUGUUUGAACACAGCCAUCUUUAAGGACCUGUGCCUCGCCAGUAUAGAAGAAGCCUUCUUUGCGCCCCUCUGGAGUGCUCUAGUGGCUCUUUUCAGGAGGGUUCACAGAGAACAAGAGCAGGCCUUUGUAAAAAGUUUAAGGCUGUACUGCAAUGCUACUCCAAGAGAUUUCGGUGUUCCACCAAAACUCUUCCCUCAAGAUCCUGGUGCACUGCAAGGUUCCUACCCCUACGAGUCUGCAGCUCAGGAGCUCAAGCUGAUCCUUCAGGACAGCUGUCCACAGAGAAAACUGGAAUGUAUAGUCAGAACUCUACGCCUCAUCUGUGUUUGUGCUGAGGACUACAGGUGUCUCCAAGAAGUGGAUUCUACUCCCAAAACAGCAGCGAUUGGCGCCGAUGACUUGCUGCCCAUCCUGUCCUUCGUGGCAGUCCGCUGCCAAUGUCCUCAGCUGGUUUCUGAAUGUGCAGCUCUGGAGGAGUUUAUUCAUGAAGGGUAUUUGAUAGGAGAAGAAGGCUACUGUCUGACCUCCCUGCAGAGCGCUCUGGCCUUUGUUGAAUCACUUUGCACGGCGGGGGGAAGAGGAAGAGGAGGAGGUCAUCUUCCUGUGGAAAACUCUCUUGAAAAAGACCUUCAUCCUUUGAACAGCAGCUCAUCCUCCAUGUGAACCCAUGCUUCACACUCAACUCCAACCGACCUCUGCUUCUGAUGGGAGGAUGACAAUAAAGCAACAAACGAGCAAACCAGAUUAGAGAGGAGUUCCAAUGCUGCAUUUAAAAAAGAAAAAAAACCUAAACCUCUUCCUGUCGAUUUCUGGGAAGCUUAUGUGUGAGUUUAGUUGAAACUAAUGUUUUUCUCUGUAUUAUGAAGCACUUUUCAUGUCCGCAGCACAUUUCCUCCUCCAGUAAUCUGAGUUCUUCGCUCACAUAAAUCACAGAUUCAUCCUCUGCUCUUCGUCUCCUCGACGGUCAGCCGUCACAGUUCCAACUCAACCCUCAAACUGUUUUAAAAACAAAAGACUUUAAGGAGGGGGGGUUUGGCUCCUAAUGAGAACAUCUGGCAAUAAUUGAGGUGUUUAUUACAAACUGAGGAUGUUUCAUAAAAUCAUAUUUUUGGCAUGAUAUCGGCUGAAACAAAACAAAAAAAUACUGCAGGGUUUGUAGAGUUUGCACAAAGUGCAUCUUGAUGCCUGUCUGAUAAUACAAAGUUCUCAACAGAUGGAGUGAGGAAACAGAAAAAUCAAUUAGUCUGUAUCUGAGCGAGGACUAAAACGCAGCCUCGGCUCCAGCAGUGAACUAAAACGUGCAGAAAAACUGGAAUGAGUCUGUUUAACGGAAAUCCUUUUUAUUUCUUCUGUUUGUAAACCGAGUUUUUUCAAAAGGAGCAGCGCUAUCAAAGUCUGGCUAGUGCCAACACGAUCAGCUUUUCCCUUUAGAUGCUGAAAAUAUUUCAUUUCCUUUCAAAUUCAGUGAACGACUAGGUUUCCUGAGUUCCAAAGGGAAGCUGGAGGCGUCCACAAGUCAUGCAAACAUCUCUGCUCUGGGGGGUCUCCCUGCACAGGGUGGAGAUUAAAUGAGCGUACAGACCCGACAGAGAUGCAAUACGAGGCAGGAGGAAGACUUCUGAUGAGUCUUUGCUAAACCUGAACACUAUUUUUUAUUGAGGAGCCAAGUAGCCGGUCCUUAUUGCAGGAUUGUGCUCUUUGUUUGCGCUUUUGCAUCUAGAUUGUAAUUUAAAGGGACUGCAGGAGCAUGUUAGCCAUUUUUGAUCCUAGAGACUCUUGCCAAAGCGGGUUUUGUCUUCAUAAACAUUUUUUUUUCUUUUAAUGUUACUUCUCAUUCCUUUCCAUCUGCAGUUUUUUGGGCCCAAAAUGGUGAACAUUUGCAGCAACAUAAGUCUGGUGUUUAAAUCAUGUCAUGUACUAAAUAGGUUUAAUUCUUUUAUAGUUGCCCGUUAAAAAUGUGUUUUAAUGCAGAUGUUGGGAGGUUUUCCUGUUUUUUACUUUAUGAAUUUAGUUUACCAAGUAAUUUAAUUUAGUACAUGAACUUGUUGGAAGAAACCAACUUUUCUCUUUACAGUUUUAGCUCCAAAAAUGCAACUGCAACUCAAUUUCCUUCAGUGCUUUUGUUGGGUGUUACCUUCACCUAAGUAUGUGAUAACUUAUUGUCUUAAGGCUUUUUUAACACAUUUAUGUCCAAUCUGAAAUCAGUGGAAUCUCCUCAGUUUACCCUCAGAGUGCCGAAAAUGCAGCAAGAUGCGCAAAAAACAUGUGAUUAAAAUGUGUUUAAUAGAAAAACCUGCAAAGCUAAUGCCUGUUGAAUGCAUUUUAUUUGUUUUUGAGUGUUUUAUUAUGUGUCUGGGUCCAAAAGAUGUCAAUAUCAGAAUUGUUACUGAAAUUAUCAAAAACAAAGACAUGUCUGUAUCUGUGUCAUGAAAACUUUUAUUUUGCCACUAAACUGAACUGUGAAUGCUUGAAAUAAAAAUGUAUGUUUGAGACGAGUCAAUAAAGAGGAACCUGAAUUUAAACAU